Molecule: messenger RNA, 507 nt
Organism: Mollisia scopiformis
Lineage: Eukaryota; Fungi; Ascomycota; Leotiomycetes; Helotiales; Mollisiaceae
Exons: 1
Coding region: 1-507 (168 amino acids)
Source: RefSeq, a predicted model, not a curated record
AUGCCAAUCACAGUGCACCGACACCACGGCCCUUGGGAUCAAUCGACCCGCAAGAUACGACCUCUGAAAUACCUCGAGGACUACAUCUCCGAAGUCACUUCUGAUUUCCGCCUACUCUAUCCCAACACAAAAUACUACAGCCCCGACGCAAUCUUCCACGACAACGCCGCCACGUUCCACGGCGCAAAUGAUAUCAAGGCGAUGAUGAAACUGGUGUUCGGAAAAUUUGAAAAAGCUAGCAUGGAGCCCCGAUAUCUUCAAGUUAUUGAUGAAACGGAGGGAGAAAAGGCUCUCUAUACUGUCAUUGGAGAAUUGAUGGUUAGCUAUUACAUUAAGGGUGAUGCGGAGCCGGUGCUGGCUCCUCGUCUUAUGGUUUUUACGAUUAUGAAUGGAACGGACUCAGAGGCGUAUGAUGGGCUUGUGUUUUCGGAGGUGUAUCUUUCAUGGAAUGUGGGAAUCGUCAAGGAUGAGGUCGCUCGGCGUGCAAAUCUGCGUCAUGAAAAUUGA